Molecule: messenger RNA, 627 nt
Organism: Neoarthrinium moseri
Lineage: Eukaryota; Fungi; Ascomycota; Sordariomycetes; Amphisphaeriales; Apiosporaceae
Exons: 4
Coding region: 1-627 (208 amino acids)
Biological process (GO): electron transport chain
Source: RefSeq, a predicted model, not a curated record
AUGGCGUCGUCCCUCCGGGUACACAGCGCCGCCAAGCUGCUGCGCACGGCGGUCCCGCGCGUCGUCGCCGGCCAGCGACGCUUCAAGACCGACGAUACCGCUGCCAAAGCCCUCACCGAGUCCGGCCCCGUCACCACGGCCACCAAGACCCCGGCCGAGCGCGCCCCCAAUUCUCCCGAUUACGCCGCACACAUUGACAAGGCUACGUCGACGUACACCCCCGUCCCCAAGCGCGUCAUGGACGGCAGCGAGGACACCGAGGUCCUGCCCGCCGCCGUGCUCUCGGGGGCCCCCGUCGAGCUGCAAGCCCGCACCGUCCGCAUCUACCAGCCCGCCAAGCCCGCCUCGCAGUCGGGCAACUGGGGCUCGCACCACUGGCGCAUGGACUGGGACGUGCUGGCCAAGGGCCACCGCUGGGAGAAUCCCCUGAUGGGCUGGCAGUCGUCGGGCGACAUCAUGCAGGGCACCCACCUCAACUUCAAGUCCAAGGAGGACGCCAUCGCCUUUGCCCAGAAGCAGGGCUACGAGUUCUUCGUCCAGGAGCCCAACACCCGCGCCUUCACCCCCAAGGCCUACGCCAACAACUUCAUGUACUCGCCCGGCAAGCUCAAGCACCGGCGGGGCUAA